UGGACUUGAGUUGGUGUCGGUGAAUUAAAUGAACACAGGUUGUAUGACCCUGCCAUGGCUCCUCAGGACGUUGUGCUGCCCAUUCUGAAUUAUUCAUGUGCUGCAUUUGUGAGGAGUGCUUGGUUUGUAUGUGAAAUCCAUAAAAAGCCAAGAGAAUGUAUUGCUGAGGGUGCUGUCUGCCUUACGGCCAUCUUUUAGGAGCAGGGUCCAUAUUUGAUGUGUGUUGCUCUGAGUUCUGAGAACUACCAUGCCAUGCUGUGGUGGUCUUCAGAAUACAAAGACACUUAUGAGUGAGGGAAGUUUUGGUGUGAAGAGAAAGCACAGAUGCAGUGACGUCUGUAUGGGAGAAGCAUCAUCCAUGGAGCAGAAAAAUGGAAGCGCUCCAAAGUGCAGUAAAACAAAGAACAAUUCAGGAGCUGCUUCUUGUUCCAGAUACAGCAGCAAUAAUGUGAAGAUUUUAAACAGCCCCAGAGUGUGACCUGCUUCCAUUACAUUCUUGCUUUGGAUUUCUUUCCAGAGGAGUCAGUCUGCAUCAGAGAAAGGAGAGGUGUCACCAGGGAGCUGAAUGGGCUGUCCCACUUCCACAGGAGCCAGCAGUGUUAAUGCUGUGACCAUGCAGAGGUAUUCCUAAUCUCAAAGAUGAAAAGCACGCUCAGGAAAGUACGUGUUUGUCUCUCUACUGCGUUUCUAGGAAUUGUUUUCCUUUGUUUCUUCCUCCCCUCCCCAGCACUGAUGCUGUCAGAACAGCCCGCUGUGCCAUUGAGCUGGAGCACUGUGCUGCUGCCUCCGAGCGCUUUAUCUCGUUUUCAGGGCAGGAGCUCCUUCCUAUUUCCCGUAGCCUGCCCCCUCUCGUGCUCCUCUGAUGGAUUUAUGCGGGAUUUCCUGCUGAGUCAACGGAGGAGGAAUGCGGGGAGACAGCAGCAGCUCUGAUAGCCCUCAUUUACAAAGGGCGGCUCCUUCAGCGCUCAGCACUGCCUCUAGCGUAGGCUUUUGCUGUAUAGUAACCGUAAUAAAAGCGCAUUUACAUCCCAUGCUACCGGUACGUUCUCUGUGCAAAGAUGGAGAGCUGCGAUCACCGCACCCAAUAACGCACCGGCCCAGCCCAGCCCCGGGCUUCCCCAGCAGUACGCGUUCGGAGGGGGCGGGGCUAUCGGCCUGGGGGGCGGGGCUUGGCGUAGCUCUGACCAAUGCGGCGGCGAUCACGUGCCGAGGGGCGGGGCUACCGGCAGCCCCCCCAUUUCCUGCGGGUCACGUGGCGGGGGCCCGGCGUUGCCUUGGCAGCGGUGGAGGCGGCGGAGGCUCCGGUACCCGGCGGCUCCCGGGGCGCCGCGCCCGAACCGGCCAGCGGGCAGCAGCGCCCCCGGAGCCCCCUGCAGCCCCUCCAUGCCCAUAGGCAGCCAGUGCUUCCCUCAUGAUGAGUUCUGAACUGAACGUCCCAGUGGAUCCCUCCACUCCUGCUUGCUGCUCUGAGCCUGGCACCAAGGGCAUGGAUUAUCGGGACUGGGUGCGCCGCAGCUACCUGGAGCUGGUGACCUCCAACCACCACUCUGUUCAGGCCCUGUCCUGGAGGAAGCUGUACCUGAGCCGAGCCAAGCUGAAAGCCUCCAGCAGAACCUCUGCUCUGCUCUCUGGAUUUGCAAUGGUUGCCAUGGUGGAGGUGCAGCUGGAGAUGCAGUACAAGUACCCACAGAUGCUGCUCAUCGCGUUCAGCGCCUGCACAACGGUGCUCGUGGCUGUUCACCUCUUUGCCCUUCUCAUCAGCACCUGCAUUCUGCCUAACGUGGAAGCAGUGAGCAACAUCCACAACCUGAAUUCCAUCAGCGAAUCCCCACACGAGCGCAUGCAUCCCUACAUUGAGCUGGCGUGGGGCUUCUCCACAGUGCUGGGGAUCCUCCUUUUCCUUGCAGAAGUGGUGCUGCUGUGCUGGAUCAAGUUCCUGCCCGUGGACUCCAUCCUGAAGAAUGACACCACCACCAUCCAGAAGCCCAGCGGCCACGCGGGCUGGCAGGCAGCUCUGGUCUCCACCAUCAUCAUGGUCCCAGUGGGGCUGAUCUUUGUUGUCUUCACCAUUCACUUCUACCGCUCGUUGGUGCGGCACAAAACGGAGCGCCACAACCGAGAGAUCGAAGAGCUCCACAAACUGAAAGUGCAGUUAGAUGGGCAUGACAGAGGCAUGCAGGUGGUGUGAUGGGGGCCGAGGCCGAGAGCAAAAUGCCUGUUUUGCUGGAUGGAGGGGCACGCUGGUGGUGGAUUGUUUGGAGGCUUAAAUAUGUAAAUGCUAAUUGCCUGCCGUGUAUAGCUGUGGGUUCUAACGCUGUUUCAGACUCUGUGGUCUCUGGUCCUACACACCUCUGUGCUUAAGUGGACACUGCCAUGGGAGCUCAAGGUCAGAUCUUUACAUUGGUACAACUAGCCAAAAAUCUGCAUUAUUUUACAAAUGCUCUGUUGCCAAAAGUAAAACUGCAUCAGCUGUCCAAAAAGGCUGUGUGUGUGUAGGACCUGCCUUAGUGUCAGAACUCCCUGGCUGACUGUGCAGCAGCAAUUAACUGGCAGUUUGUUUCUAGAGCUGAGCUGGUUAGUGAAGGUGUUUGCACCCAACCUGAGGACGAUUGGAAAGCACAAUAGGAACUGUGAGUGUUCGUCACCUUUGUUCCAAAGCAAAUGUUCCAUAAACAUAUAACCAGGAAGAAAUCAGCCUUGGCUUUUAUGUUCUAUUCUCACUAUUCCCUUCCAUGCUUCCACAAAUUCUAAAUGCAGGGGGCUGGGGACUUCUGUUGUUCUGUCUUCAACAGCAUCUGUCACUUUAGACUGAACAGAUGCCAAGAUCACUUGUUUUUUUCUUUUUUCAAUAAGAGCCCAGGGAAGGCUUACAGGUGUUUUAGUUUUAACAAGGACAUUCUUAAAACAGAACAGUGACGAAAUUUAAUGAGAUGAAGCUUUGAA
Phasianus colchicus (ring-necked pheasant) is the source of this 2943-nucleotide messenger RNA. RefSeq names its product ORAI calcium release-activated calcium modulator 2 (gene ORAI2). Gene Ontology annotation, biological process: store-operated calcium entry. Gene Ontology annotation, cellular component: membrane. Gene Ontology annotation, molecular function: store-operated calcium channel activity. Lineage: Eukaryota; Metazoa; Chordata; Aves; Galliformes; Phasianidae. The record is from RefSeq and is a predicted model, not a curated record.